AUGUCAUUUCAGACAGCACUUUCACGAGGCUCCAUAACGUUUUUCAAGCGUUUCACUCGCCCUUAUGCUGACUUAGCUUAUAGCAGUUCAAAUCAGAAAUCAAAUGCAAAAGUUCCCGAAAAUUCAGGCGAAAUUAGCGGAAAAGUUAUCGGAAAAAAGGAUGUAGAAAAGGGAGAACGAACAAAUGGCAAAGAACAAAAGCAGUUUCUGAGUUACGUAAAUUCUCCAGAACACUGGACAAAGCAACACCCUAUUCCGGAUCCUACAUUUGAAAUCAUUUCUCCAGGAACUUUGGGCGCAUUACUCUUGGUUAAAAUUCCACCAAGGUCAGAAAUAUUUGCAAUGCCUGGGUCUACCGUUGCCGUAUCAAGUAAAGUUCAAGUGGAACGUACUACCAAUGGAAAUAUUAUUAUUGCAAUUGGUAGAAAGCUUGCUGGUGGUUCCUUAAUUUAUCAUAAAUUUACGACCGGCUCGCAUCCUGGUGACAUUUUAUUGGGUCCAACCAAUUUGUCUGAUAUUGCUGUCAUUCAUAUGGAUGGUGCGUCAAAAUACUACGUUCGGAACGGGGCGUUUCUCGCGAAGGGCCCACGAGUCACGGUUCACGUAAGCCGUGUAUAUGGCAUGGGUGCAUUGAAUGCUUUUGCAAAUUGUGUCACUGGGAGAGGUACACUAGCAAUUUCAAAUUAUGGGGCUAUCCAUCGAUUAAUAUUGAAUCAUGGCGAUGCUUAUUUGGUGAAUGCAAAAAACCUAAUUGCUUGGAAUUCGCAAACAAAUCCUAUUGUAGCUUCGUCAUUAAUUUCCCCAUCAUCAAUUGCGAGAAAUAAACUAAUAAAAAAUAUGAGAGAGAGACUUUCAAAGAUGUCAUCAUCUUUUUUAGACACAUACCGUAAUAGCCCUUCCGUAAAACCCACUUUAGACAAUAUAAGAAGAAUAUCAGUAAAAACUAGGAAAUGGGUAUUUGGUGGACCUGAAUUUUUACAAUUGUCUGGACCCGGAGAUUUUUACUUGUCUACCCGUAUUGAACCUAUUCUUGGCGGCUUAAAAUUAUUUACAUCACCUUCUAUAGAAGAAAUUGUUGCCGCGAAUCCUGAACCGUCCUCAACCAAUUCUUUUAGUCAACAAUACCCACCUUAUAUACCCACAAUGUCCUACGCCAUAGUUUCAGAAAAAGGCGAGGAACAUAAAGGAACAUCAGACACUUUAAGCAAUCCCUCUCCUUCACCAGAAAAAGACAAUAGGACAACAUUGGGAAAGUUUAUUUCUGGAAAUGUUAAGGAGGUGGGAUUUGCUAUAAUAGUGUAG
Dentiscutata erythropus is the source of this 1302-nucleotide messenger RNA. NCBI's taxonomy places the organism in Eukaryota, Fungi, Glomeromycota, Glomeromycetes, Diversisporales, Gigasporaceae. The record is from the annotation of a GenBank genome assembly.